CCCCACCUUAUCCUUAUCCCCCAAGAAAUCCUUAUGUAACUUUAGCAACCUUAGGUGCAUGCACCAGCCUACCUCUUAUUAGAUUACCUAUCUCUAGGUAUAUAUUAGUGGCAUUCUCCAACUUUGUCCUUUCGACAAACAGCAGUUUCUAUAUUACACAUCAGUCCACUGCCAAACCGCGCCACCCGCCUAAUGACCAAAUAAUUACAAUAUAUGCAGGCUGCCUUGACGUAGCUAUUCGAUAUCUCGAUAAUGUCUAGUCAAAGAGAGAGAGGCAUAUCACUCAAUCAUGCUCCCGACGGAGUUGGCUAUAAGCUAUUAGAGUUACCCCCUGAGCUGCUUACACUACUAGAAUCAGACACGCCUCCUGUUUUAACACUAGAGUCUUCGACGAAUUCGGCAAUAUUAAAAAAUGGUACUCAAUCAUGGGGUCUCCGUCAGAAAAACACAUCAAAUGCUUUAAUCUUACUUAAGACUUCUGAGGGAACAACCCCUUCGUCUUCAGAGGUACCGAGAGCAAGCCUAAAUGCUAUCGCAACAAUCCACGAUACAAUCGAGCUUGCCCCAGAACUAGCAGUGGCAGCACCUCCUGUUGCAAAGGGCAAAUGGCAUGAGAGAUUUGCCCGGGGAAGAUAGAUUUGUUGUAAGAAUUAAGAGGCUAUAAGAACUAAGAGACUAGCCGAGUUAGUUACUAUAACCGAUGUCAAUUAACUACAUAACUUAAUAUCUACUAAUACGUUAACAAAAAUGUGUGUAUUAUCCCUGGAUUUUAAACAAGCCGAAGCAUGGCCUCCUUGUAAUAC
Daldinia loculata is the source of this 803-nucleotide messenger RNA. RefSeq lists its product as uncharacterized. NCBI's taxonomy places the organism in Eukaryota, Fungi, Ascomycota, Sordariomycetes, Xylariales, Hypoxylaceae. Bases 253 to 636 code for a protein of 127 amino acids. The transcript has 3 exons. The record is from RefSeq and is a predicted model, not a curated record. Gene Ontology annotation, cellular component: Ctf18 RFC-like complex. Gene Ontology annotation, biological process: mitotic sister chromatid cohesion.